UGGAGCUCGGGCUAUGGGGGGGCAGUCCAGGCGCCGCCCGUUCGGCCCGGCGAGGACAAAGGCGCGGCUGGGGACGAGCAGGAGGCAAGCGUGAACCAUGGAGCUGCGCGUGGGGAACAAGUACCGCCUGGGCCGGAAGAUCGGGAGUGGGUCCUUCGGAGAUAUCUACCUGGGUGCCAACAUUGCCUCUGGUGAAGAGGUCGCCAUAAAGCUAGAGUGUGUGAAAACGAAGCACCCGCAACUGCACAUCGAGAGCAAGUUCUACAAGAUGAUGCAGGGGGGAGUGGGAAUCCCGUCUAUCAAAUGGUGCGGGGCCGAGGGCGACUACAACGUCAUGGUCAUGGAGCUGCUGGGGCCCAGCCUCGAGGACCUCUUCAACUUCUGCUCCCGCAAGUUCAGCCUCAAGACGGUGCUGCUCCUGGCCGACCAGAUGAUCAGCCGCAUCGAGUACAUCCACUCCAAGAACUUCAUCCACCGGGAUGUCAAGCCCGACAACUUCCUCAUGGGGCUGGGGAAGAAGGGCAACCUGGUCUACAUCAUCGACUUUGGCCUGGCCAAGAAGUACCGGGACGCCCGCACCCACCAGCACAUCCCCUACCGGGAAAACAAGAACCUGACCGGCACUGCCCGCUACGCCUCUAUCAACACCCAUCUGGGCAUCGAGCAGAGCCGCCGAGAUGACCUGGAGAGUCUGGGCUAUGUGCUCAUGUACUUCAACCUGGGCUCCCUGCCCUGGCAAGGCCUCAAGGCAGCCACCAAGCGGCAGAAGUACGAGCGCAUCAGUGAGAAGAAGAUGUCCACGCCCAUCGAGGUGCUCUGCAAAGGCUAUCCCUCCGAGUUCUCAACAUACCUCAACUUCUGCCGGUCCCUGCGGUUCGACGACAAGCCUGACUACUCCUACCUUCGCCAGCUCUUCCGCAACCUCUUCCACCGGCAGGGCUUCUCCUACGACUACGUCUUCGAUUGGAACAUGCUCAAAUUCGGGGCUUCCUCGAGCCAGGCUCUGCCCCGUGACAGCGAAGCUCUUGCACCACCCUGCCCCCGCCCCUGCCCCUGGGCCGGGCCCACGUACUCACCCACGUUCUGGUGCCCGGCGCCCCUGGGCACCCAGGGCCCCUCAGAUAGGCCUGUGGAGGAGGUGGAGGAGCUGCCCCCAAAAAACUACUGGCCCGUGGUCUGGACUCCAGGGCCUCAGUUCUGACAUCGCCAGGUGUGCCUGAGUCCAUCGGGGCCAGGCCUGAGGAGCAGCCCCUGGGGUAGUGGGGGUGACCUCAUGUUGCAGAGAAGGGGCCAAGCACUGGAAGGCCAUGCAGAAACGGCCCUGCCAUGGGGUUUGAGGGAAUGAACCAGCCGCCUAAGGGCCAGGACAGAGCUUGAAGGAGGGUGAUGACCACUCCCCUAGGAGGGGCUUGGCCCAAGGCCAGACUCCGUCAGCAGCCUCUGUAACAAACCUGAACUCAUUAAAUGUCUCCCCUGCUUCACCCUGGUGUGCCUUUCCUUUCCUGGCGGGGCCCCCGUCCCUCUGCCAGAUGCCCAGGACUGAGGCCUUGUUCUCUUGGACGCCAAGGUCAGCGGGUUAUUCUGGGGCUCCUCUUCUCUCUGGGGCUCAGUAGCUUGAUCCUGCUCCCUCAGGAGGAGGACAGAAGCAGGCAGAGACUACUUUCACAGGCCAGGGGCGAGACCUCAGACGGCCUCCUCCUAGGGUGGGACACGAGAUGGACAGCUAGGCACCUGUCACCCUAGACCUUGUGGCUCGGAGCAUGGCUGAGGGCCUGGGGUACCUGGGGCCAGCUCUCCUCAGCACGGGGCGCUGGACACUUGCUCGUCCCCGCAGACGCCAUCCAGUCGGGUGCUGUGGCAGGCGUAGCCCUUCGGCUCAGCCGGACCCAAGGGUAGGUUUUGCUCUCCAGAGCCCGUGCCAGCCAGCGCAGUAAUCCCUGGCUACGCGUAAGCCCUUACUUGUGGAUUCAAAGUUGAAGCUAGUCCUCGGACACAUGUGCCACAUCCCGAGUUCUCAGGUGCCACCGGUGUCUAGCUAGUGGCUGCCGCAUCAGCGAGGCGGCCCUGGACGUUUCUGGCACCCCAGGAAGUUCCGUGGACAGUGCUGUCCCAGACGUCUGCCUGGUAGAGCUGCUCGCGGGACUGCAGCCAAGAUCACUUCCAGAGCCAGAGACAGGUGCUCCCUGCUCACCGAGAGCCCGCGCUCCAUCCCCUUCCUGGGGUCCCUUCGAGGCAGGUCCUGGACUCAGAAGCUGGGCAGAGUGCCCACAUCCUUAUCUCUGGCCUGUCACCAUCACGAGCUUGACCACCUCCGGAUGCACAUUGACAGAAGCUUCUGCAGAGCAUGCAUUGGGGACCUUCUGGUGACACCCUUCACCCAAGGCCAGGCCCUUCUGUACCACUGCGCCCUGCAGGACGCGUCACUCGCACCCACCAGCAGACAGGACACCCUACUGGGCACCAGGGAGUGGAGACACUCCCAUUGGAAGGAUCUUGCCUUUGACCUUGAAGUGACUCCCCUUGACUUUGAAGUGGCCCCUCCAUCAGGGCAUUGGAAUAUGACACCUGGACCCGGGAUGCCACUCAGACACACAGUCCCUGUGUUCCAAGGUCUAGCCCACUGGCCAGGAAGGACUUCGCCAUGGCCAGGGACAGAGGUCACACAACUGGGGUAGCUGCUCACGUGACUUUGAUGCGGACCUUCUGUGUUUUCUCGUGGGCAAAUAAAGGUCAAGAAAGCUC
Molecule: messenger RNA, 2742 nt
Organism: Tupaia belangeri chinensis (Chinese tree shrew)
Lineage: Eukaryota; Metazoa; Chordata; Mammalia; Scandentia; Tupaiidae
Gene: CSNK1E
Product: casein kinase 1 epsilon
Exons: 9
Coding region: 98-1201 (367 amino acids)
Biological process (GO): protein phosphorylation
Molecular function (GO): protein kinase activity; ATP binding
Source: RefSeq, a predicted model, not a curated record